This is a messenger RNA of Anopheles gambiae (African malaria mosquito), 4115 nucleotides long. RefSeq names its product ubiquitin-conjugating enzyme E2Q-like protein 1. The record is from RefSeq and is a predicted model, not a curated record. The transcript is spliced from 6 exons. NCBI's taxonomy places the organism in Eukaryota, Metazoa, Arthropoda, Insecta, Diptera, Culicidae. The coding region runs from base 2038 to 2991 and encodes 317 amino acids.
UGUGUGUAUGUUUGUGUGUGGGUAGGGAAGAAUCAGGUUGUAAUGCGAAAUUGUGUACCGGUUUUUGUUUUCGAAGCCACUGGAGUGGAGUUUAUGUGCAGCGUUCGGUGCAAAACGAUUUGCUUUUUGGUUUUGUGUCGUGGAAAGCAGUUUGAUUUUGAACGUGUUUAUUUGUAGACAAAUAUAUCAAUGAAAAUGAAGCGAAUUAUUGUUGGAAAAUUCCAACACUAAAAAACGGAAGCACACGCACAAGCUUCAUCAAUAAUGAACCCUAUUUUUCAGGGAGGUUAGCUUUAUGCGAAUUUUAGGGCGUCCGUUUUUAGGCUUUAUUGAUUUCGCCACGGUCGCCACGACAACGCGCGGACGCUUCAAUUCACAAUUAUCGCCGCCUUUGAUGCGACUUUGACGGGUGCGUCUGGGACAAGCUUAAAGUCUGCCAAAACCAGCACGACAGAAGGUCACCGUUGUAGUGUUUUCGGGGGGUUUUUUGUUUUUAUUUGUCGCGAAAGUUAUCGGACAGCUGUUUUCGCGUUGAGGGCACCCUGCCCGGAUGGCGCAAGGUGAAGGAUUAGUUCGUGUGCGUGUGUGUGUGUUUUUUUUUCCUUCUUUUUUUUGCCACCCCGUGCACAAGAAGCUGUGAGUGAGUGACUGUGCCCGCGCGCGCGUGUGUUUAAGUGUGUGCUAAUUUAUGCUGUCAGAGUGAAAUCGGAGCGAAAAAGUGCACAAGGUCACACGCUGAAGCAAUCGCGCGCCCGCGAUGUUAUGCACAAAAGUUCUUCUUUGUACAGCGCUACAAUGUAUCGUUCAGUGACCUAAAAUGGUUUCCGUCUCUUCCGUCGGGCGUGUGUGUGUGUGUGUGUGUGCAGGCAAGCUCGGUGUUGUGUUGCCGAAAAAAAACACCCCCACUGGAUCUGGUACUUCCCCCCCCCCCCCCCCCAAAGUAGUGUAAACAGUACUAAAUCCGGCCGGCCAUUCUCGCUGGCUGGAAGAUGCAGCAGCCAGCCUGAGCCAAGAGUGCAUCUCUGAGCCGAAUGCAAAUAGAAUAAAAUACAAAAUCCCACUAAACGUUGGAAAGCCAGACCAACGGCACUGUGUGGCUAUGUGUGUGUGUGUGAGUGCGCGCCUUCGGUGCAUUGCUGCUUAUCAGAGACGCCGGGUGCGGAAUUGGUGCCGGAAGUUGAACCCGGUUAAGCAGCACCCGCCGGCGACUGGACCGGAUAAUAAGCAGCUGCAAUAAUUCUCAAGCCUUCCUCUUGCAUCCAACGGUGUUUGUUGUUGUGGUUGUUGUUGUUGUUGUCGGGAGGAUCAGUUUGCAUCGAGACCGGUCCGCGGACCGUUUUCUUCCAUCCGACCAGCGGCAGUGGGCGGCAGUGAGGCAGGAAAAGGAAUGUUCCCAGAGCUGGAUUCGAUGGAAGGAAUGGCGAUGGGCAACCGGCAACCGAGCAAAGCGGCUGCAGGCCCCGUGACGUAAAACCUCGCAACGGAACCGAGUUGGAAAUGUUGAAAUAAAGAUAACCAAAUCACAAACAGUUCGAAAGUCGAAGGAAGGAAGCAAUAGCAGCAGCAGCAGCAGUGAACUUUCUUCAGUUCGAUCCGUCAACCGUUGUGCGGUGCAGUUGGCGCGUACAGAAACGUUUCACCCGGACGAAAGGCAAGCGCGAAAGUUUACACUAAUAUUUUGCCUGCACCGAACGCAAACACACAUUACACGAGCGACCGUUUAACUGUGCUGGCUUGGGGUCGGUUUGUUUGAACGAGAGGAGGCACAGAAAAAGAAACGCCGACGAAACACUGGCAGGAAAAAGCUGUAAAGCUUGUCUUGAGGUGACUUUUGCCCACAUCUAGCGCCGCCUGCCGAGAGCCCAAACCGUCCCGGACAGACGGAUUUUCGGUUCGUCCCUCUCCUCCCCAAAAAGCACACCCUGUCCAAACAUCACGCCCAAGCGUCGAACGGUUGGCGCGGUAUAGCAUUACAACCGACAGCCGGUCCUGGGAAAAGAACUACCGGUUCCACCGUACCGAACGCUCCCGCACAAAAUGUCGUCCAGAUCAAAGGAGAAAGUAACGGCCGCCAUUAGGAAGUUCUUCAAAAGCUCGGAAAGCAAGAGCAAGGAAAGUAAAGACAAGGACGGCAACGGCACCCACACGGCCGCCCCGACCGAGGGCGCCGAUUCGAGCCACCUGCAUCUUCCCGCCCACCAUCACCAUCCGUCCGCGGCGUCCGUAGCCCAUCCGGCCGGGCCGGGUGCGAGCGGGAUGGGCGGUAGUGGGUCGGGCGGACCGACGGCAGCAGUCGCCGGCAGUGGGAUGGCGAACGGCGGUGCCCCAGUGUCGAAUGGCACCGGUGGCAACAGUAAUAGCAGUAGCAGCAACAGCAAAGCCACCACCGACAGCCCCAUGCGGCGAUUACGAUGCGUUGUGGCACCCACCACCACCACUAUGGUGCACGUUCCUGUCUCGAAACCGCUCGACACCACCAUUCGGUCGAGGCGGCUAAUGAAGGAGCUGAAGGAAAUCGAGCGGUUACAGCACUCCCGGACGGAUCCAUGCUUUACGGUGGAGCUGAUUAACGAUAAUCUGUACGAGUGGCACGCACGGCUGUUCCGGAUCGAUCCCGAUUCACCGCUGGCCGAAGAUUUGGUCGAGCUGAACAUACCCUUCAUCCUGCUGCACCUAGUGUUCCCGGAGAACUUCCCGUUUGCACCACCGUUUAUGCGUGUCGUUGAGCCGCGGAUUGAGAAGGGGUUCGUGAUGGAGGGUGGAGCUAUCUGCAUGGAGUUGCUGACGCCUCGCGGCUGGGCCAGUGCCUACACGGUCGAGGCGAUACUGAUGCAGUUUGCCGCGAGCCUGGUGAAGGGGCAGGGCCGUGUGUCGCGCAAGCCAAAGUCGGCGAAGGACUUUAGCCGACGCUCCGCCGAGGAAGCCUUCCGAUCGCUGGUGAAAACGCACGAAAAGUAUGGCUGGGUGACGCCCGCCCUGAACGAUGGUUAGAAGGUUAGAUUGUUCAUUUUUGUACACACUAGUGCAAUGCACCUUAAGCUCGUAAAAGCAUUGAGAAGCGAUGCGCAGGAUAGGUGUUGUGAGUAUUUCGUUUCAUUUUUCGUCCCACAAAAGCUACACACCUUCUCUAGCUAGUAAAAUAUAUAUCAUAUACGUUUAACUCAAACUUGAACUCAACGCUUCAUUCGGAAUUUUACACCACUCUAUCAAAAUGUCCUAUUUGAGAAGAUCUCACCUUUGAAGCAGUGCGGGCAAAACUUGCCCGUAAAAUUCGCCACCGUUGUCUGCCGGAACCACAACUAAUAGAAAAAAAUACAGUAAGCAAACGAACCGAUCUGUCCCUGAAUAACCGAAAAACCCGCGUGAUAUUUUUGCGAUUAUAAACUCCUCGUAGGUGGUUCGUAAAUUUGAAGGAAUCGUAUGUAAAAUCGUUAAGUUUCGAGAGCUUUGAUAACACAGGACAGGCAGGUGAAGCAAUCCACCCAUACAAACCACCACUAGCAAGGACCCUCUCCCUAAGCAAUGUACAAAAGCACCAGGAUAAUGCGCAAAACAAAAAACGACAAAAAGAAACGCAUAAAUAGAGCGAAAAUCAGAUAGGAAGAAAAAAUGAAAUGUAUUUAGCUGCAUCGAUUGAUGCGUACCGAGAUCUAGAUAUAACUACAAAGCAAGCAGAACCGUAGAGCAGGUCAAGCACACAAACAUUGGGUGUGAUUAAAUACGCAAACGUAAACUGAUUCAGGUUGGUGAGUCGAGCCGGAAAGGAAAGGAACAUUGUGAACCAACCCAAACCAAACCAAAACCAACUAACCGUGUGCUCAAAAAGUAUUAUACAUAUGCUGAUGAUUUGUUUGUUUUGGUGGGCAGGACGAGCUCCUCGCUUCGCUUGUGAUUGUGGUGCGAGUUAUUAGUAUUGCGUGUUACGGCUGGCCGAAAAGGGGGGUGGACAGACAAAAGCAAGGAUAAAACAGAGAGACACAGAGAGAGAGAGAAAGGCAAUGUGGCUUUGUUUAUGAAAUUGUUCAUCGCCGUGUAUAAGGAUAAAAGAUUUUUGUAAAUAAAAAAAGCAGCCCGCAUAUUUUAAUGGUAUAAGAGAUGUAUUCCAACAAAUCGAA